Larimichthys crocea (large yellow croaker) is the source of this 2027-nucleotide messenger RNA. RefSeq names its product ribose-phosphate pyrophosphokinase 2. The record is from RefSeq and is a predicted model, not a curated record. Gene Ontology annotation, biological process: 5-phosphoribose 1-diphosphate biosynthetic process; purine nucleotide biosynthetic process. Lineage: Eukaryota; Metazoa; Chordata; Actinopteri; Sciaenidae. Gene Ontology annotation, cellular component: ribose phosphate diphosphokinase complex; cytoplasm. The coding region runs from base 219 to 1175 and encodes 318 amino acids. Gene Ontology annotation, molecular function: ribose phosphate diphosphokinase activity; ATP binding; magnesium ion binding. The transcript has 7 exons.
UGUCCAAUGAGCGCGCAGCACUUCCCUUUUACCGUGCAAACACUGACCUGAUAUUUCCUCUCUGCCCACUGUCCCAGCGCUGCACCAGUGCGAUGCUCAGGCUGCAACAUUAGCGACCAACUUUCCCGGUUUUUCACGACCCUUCCGUCUUUCUUUCUUCACCCUGCUUUUCUUUUCCACUCCUCCGAAGGUUUGCACCUUUCUCUCCCUCCUCGGACAUGCCGAACAUCGUGCUUUUUAGCGGGAGCUCCCACCACGACCUGUCCCAGAAAGUGGCCGAUCGGCUCGGGCUGGAUCUGGGGAAGGUGAUCACGAAGAAAUUCAGCAACCAGGAGACAUGCGUGGAGAUCGGGGAGAGCGUGCGCGGCGAGGACGUCUACAUCGUGCAGAGCGGCUGCGGCGAAAUUAACGACAACCUGAUGGAGCUGCUGAUCAUGAUCAACGCCUGCAAGAUCGCCUCGUCGUCCCGCGUCACCGCCGUCAUUCCCUGCUUCCCGUACGCCCGGCAGGACAAGAAGGACAAGAGUCGAGCACCCAUAUCAGCCAAGCUGGUGGCAAACAUGUUGUCUGUGGCUGGCGCCGACCACAUCAUCACCAUGGACCUCCACGCCUCACAGAUCCAGGGCUUUUUCGACAUCGCCGUAGACAACCUUUAUGCAGAGCCUGCCGUUCUGCAGUGGAUCCGAGAAAAUAUCCCAGAGUGGAAAAACUGUAUCAUCGUGUCUCCAGAUGCCGGUGGAGCGAAACGCGUGACGUCCAUCGCGGACCGGCUCAACGUGGACUUCGCCCUCAUCCACAAGGAGAGGAAGAAGGCCAACGAAGUGGACCGCAUGGUGCUGGUCGGUGACGUCAAGGACCGCGUGGCCAUCCUGGUCGACGACAUGGCCGACACCUGCGGCACCAUCUGCCACGCAGCCGACAAACUGAUCGAUGCCGGCGCUGUAAAGGUCUACGCCAUCCUCACGCACGGCAUCUUCUCCGGCCCUGCGAUCACUCGCAUAAACAGCGCCCCGUUCGAGGCCGUGGUGGUGACCAACACCAUCCCACAGGAGGAGAAGAUGAAGGCGUGCCCGAAAAUACAGGUCAUAGACAUCUCCAUGAUCUUGGCGGAGGCGAUCAGGAGAACCCACAACGGCGAGUCGGUGUCCUACCUCUUCAGCCACGUACCUUUGUAAAGAACGCGAGAGGGCGCAGGAGACCGGAGGCGAAACAUCACUUUUAUUGCAGAAAACCAAGUUUGUAUUUAUAAAUAUCUGUUUAUUUUUCCCAGUUUCACUCUUGCCAACCUUGAACACCCGACGCCUGGCCUUCACUUUAACCAACGGGGUCAAUCAUGUAACAUUCCUGUAUUAUUUGUACCUCAUAUUGAACUCUAAAUGAAGCAUUCCACUUUGUCAUGUGAUUUAGAGAUUUUCUGCUUCACAAAGUAAUAAAAAAAAGUCAUUAAAAAUGUGAUAAACGUGCACCUUUCCUCCCCUAACGUUUGCUCUAACUGCUAAAAUAAUUAAAAUAACAGUGCCUAACCUCAGUAGCUAACGCUAAUAUUGAUUGUAAUGGUAUGGUGCCGUCAUCAGGCCGCAGACGGUGGUUUAAAGUGUUAAACAGGAGUGAAGUCCGAGAACAAACUCACUUAUUCAGGGUUUUUUUUGUAGCGAGCCUCGUGAAUGUGCCGACGCGUCUUUUACCUCCGCACUGUCAUCAUUCCUCCCCGAGAUAAAUAAGCUGCUCUGUCGUAACAUUUAGUGACAACUUUCCCGAACUGUCUGUUGUUGAUUUUUAAGAGUGUCGAAUACGAGGUGUAACGGGCGAUCGACCCCGUGUACGUAAAAGGUCAUGAAACAAAUUGAGCCCAAAGCUUGAUUUUUCAAGUGUUAAGAAUUGAACCGUGAUCACUUUAGAGCCGACGAGGCAGCUUUCACUGUCUGCCUGAAGGUGGAAAAACAUGAUUUAAUUUUCUUUUUUUUAUAUAUAUGAGUAACACUUCAAGUUGUUUCUUUGACAAUAAAGCUUUGACAAUGGCUUACAGA